AUGAUAAAGAGAACAUUAGCAUGGCCCCUGCGCAAGGAUGACAUGCACAAAUCGAGAAAUGGCCCAAAUUUUUAUUUGAAGGGCAAAACUAGUCAAGUUAGUAAUGUAGUGACUGCCCCAUAA
This is a messenger RNA of Spirodela intermedia, 123 nucleotides long. NCBI's taxonomy places the organism in Eukaryota, Viridiplantae, Streptophyta, Magnoliopsida, Alismatales, Araceae. The record is from the annotation of a GenBank genome assembly.